AAUAACCUUCGAUCAUGGCUACCAUGACUGGUUUUUUUCUAUGCGUUUCCUGCAUCGUUAUCCUUAACCUCGUUUAUACCAUGGCUCAAUCUGAAAACUACAUCAUCCACAUGGACAAAUUAGCCAUGCCGAAAGCAUUUUCCACCCACCAUGCUUGGUAUUUGUCCACUCUUUCCUCUGUAUUAGAUAAUGCUCAUACCUUCAAUGAUGACAAUCUUGACAUUGCUUCCUCUAAACUGAUUUACACCUACACCAACGCCAUGAAUGGUUUUACUGCAAAUUUGUCACCACAGGAAAUUGAAGCUCUCAAAACCUCCCCGGGCUACGUUUCUUCCACACCAGAUUUGCCGACCAAGCUUGACACAACACACUCACCAGAAUUCCUUGGCCUUAAUCCCAAGACAGGAGCUUGGCCUGCUGCGAAAUUUGGUGAAGAUGUCAUUGUUGGUUUGGUGGACACUGGAGUAUGGCCAGAAAGUGAAAGCUUCAACGAUAAAGGGAUGCCUGAUAAGCUUCCUUCACGAUGGUAUGGCAAUUGUGAAAGUACUAUUAAAUGCAACAAGAAACUCAUUGGAGCUCGCUUCUUUAACAAAGGGUUUCUUGCCCAGAAAAACAAAUCGGCCGCAAUUGUGCACUCAACUAGGGAUACAGAUGGUCAUGGAACUCACACAUCUUCCACUGCAGUUGGAAGCCAAGUUGUUAAUGCAUCAUUCUUUGGAAAUGCCAAUGGAUCAGCGAAAGGAGUUGCUCCAAGGGCAAGAUUAGCCAUUUACAAGGUAUUGUGGGGUGAUAUGCUUUACUCAUCUGAUUUAAUAGCUGCAGUUGAUACUGCAAUAUCAGAUGGGGUUGAUAUUCUUUCCCUUUCACUUGGCUAUAAUGUUUACACAUUGUUCGAGGACCCUAUGGCUACAGCAACAUUUGCAGCCAUGGAUAGAGGCAUUUUUGUGUCCACGUCGGCAGGGAAUUCAGGGCCUGAACGUGAAUCUCUGCACAAUGGAAUACCAUGGGUCAUAAACGUUGCUGCUGCCACUUUGGAUCGUCAAAUUCAGGCGUCUCUUACCCUUGGCAAUGGUGUCAAACUAUUUGGUUUAUCAACCUAUCUAACAGGAAACUUCUCAGCACACCAAGUUCCUAUUGUUUUUUCAGGCUCAUGUGACAAUUUAAAGGAACUAGUCAAAGCAAUUAACAAGAUUGUGGUGUGUGAGGUUAUGGAGAUAGAUCUUCCAAAUCUUGUGUAUUAUAUAAAGGCUUCAAAUGUUUCAGCAUCAGUGUUCAUUUCAACUUCGAACAAUAAUGAAAUCAUUAAUGAGCUUGGUGGUCUUGUAGGCGUCAUUAUCGACCAAAGAAAUGGAGAAAAGAUCAAAGCAUACAUCAAGAGUAACUCUGAUGCAAAAGCAAGCAUGUCUUUUCAGAUAACAGCAUUAGGUAUUAAACCUGCACCGAGAGUGGAUCGUUACAGUUCUAGAGGGCCAUCAGUUAGUUGCCCCUUUGUGUUGAAACCAGACAUCACCGCUCCUGGAACAUCAAUCUUAGCUGCAUGGCCUCAAAAUCUUCCAGUGUCCAUUUCUGGAUCAAAACCCCUUUAUAGUAACUUCAAUCUUUUAUCUGGAACAUCUAUGGCAUGCCCUCAUGUGGCAGGUGUGGCAGCAUUGUUAAAAGGAGCACAUCGUGAUUGGAGCCCUGCAGCUAUUAGGUCAGCCAUCAUGACAACAUCGGAUAUAUUCGACAACAAUAAGGAACCCAUUAAAGACAUUGGUGAGGAAGACAAACCGGCAUCUCCUUUAGUCAUGGGAGCAGGUCAUGUCAACCCCAACAAAGCCCUAGACCCUGGACUUGUUUACGAUGCGGGUGCUCAGGAUUACGUCAAUCUUCUCUGCGCAAUGAACUUAACUCAACAACAAAUCAAAACCAUCACAAGAUCCUCUUCCUACAAUUGUUCCAAACCUUCCUUGGAUCUUAACUACCCUUCUUUCAUUGCUUUGUUCAAUGGUUCUUCUAACCAGUCAAUGGGAACUUGGGAAUUUUUUAGAACAGUGACCAAUGUUGGGGAGGGAGAGACAAUCUAUACUGCUAGGGUUACACCAAUCAAAGGGUUCAAUGUUAGCAUCAGCCCAAGCAAGUUGGUGUUCAAGGAGAAGAACCAGAAGCUAAAUUACAAGUUAAGAAUUGAAGGUCCAAAGAGGGAGGGUUUCGGGUACGUCACUUGGACUGACGUCAAACAUGUUGUGAGGAGUUCUAUUGUGGUCACCUAUCCACCAUCUCAACAUUAAUUUUGUAAUCUGAGAAAUGAUUUCAUGUGCUUAAAGU
Molecule: messenger RNA, 2307 nt
Organism: Vigna radiata var. radiata (mung bean)
Lineage: Eukaryota; Viridiplantae; Streptophyta; Magnoliopsida; Fabales; Fabaceae
Product: subtilisin-like protease SBT1.9
Exons: 1
Coding region: 15-2270 (751 amino acids)
Biological process (GO): proteolysis
Molecular function (GO): serine-type endopeptidase activity
Source: RefSeq, a predicted model, not a curated record